AUGCUUUUUAGGGACUCGAAUGAACCCGAUCGAGUUCUCACUCGCAACCCCAAUGACUCCUUGAACAUGUCAAACGCGUCUGAAAGCGAAGACGACGUUCAGCGGUCGAGUUUCACAAUCGAGUGCAGCUUUUGCGGCACUGCGGGAGGAAGUCUUCCUUUCCCUGCUGCCGGGUGCGGCUUCUCACCGCAAAACGAUGCCAACCUCUGUGUCACCCAGGUUGAAAAUGCUCCCGCUGUCCUCAAGCUCACUGAGUGCAGUCAGGACAAGGGGGGCAUAUUCUUUUCGUUCUUCUUUUAA
This is a messenger RNA of Marasmius oreades (fairy-ring Marasmius), 300 nucleotides long. RefSeq lists its product as uncharacterized. The record is from RefSeq and is a predicted model, not a curated record. Bases 1 to 300 code for a protein of 99 amino acids. The transcript is spliced from 2 exons. NCBI's taxonomy places the organism in Eukaryota, Fungi, Basidiomycota, Agaricomycetes, Agaricales, Marasmiaceae.